GCGUGCUACGGGCCUGUGGGGGGGUGCUCGGGGGGGGGUUAAGGGGUUGGGGUGUUGGGACAGCACUUCACGAUCAAGAACAAUUGCCCCAAAAUCUCCGUGGAGCAGAUGGCGGAGAUAUGGAACAAGACAAAGUACGGGUUCGAUCCAAGCCAUGCACGGAAGAUCAUGGACUUCCUGAAGUCUCGUGGGUUGCGAGACAAUAGAUGCGGAUCGGGGAGGGAGGCGGCGGGGAAUGAGGAGUUUGAGGACAGUGAGGAGGAGAGGAGGGCGGUCGAGGGUGGAGAUGAUGAUGGUGAGAGUGAUGCAGAGGACAUGGAGGUGCAGCGAGAGGUGGAGCGCGCCAGGGGAAAGUUGAGGAAGGAGAAUGCCGUUGAUGAGGACAGCACCCCUGACGAGGAUGCCGACGACGACGAUGACGAUGAGGGAGCAGACCUUGGGGCCUCUCCGGAUGGGGGGUUGAUGGGCGAUGGCCGUUAUGGCCAAGAGGGCGCAGCUAGGGCGAUGAAGGAGGCUGCGGGAUCGAAGAAGAGAAAGAGGAAGGCGAAGAUGACUACCACUGAGGCGAGAUCAGCACCUUCUGAGCCCAAAAAGAGCAGAGUUCUUCGACAGACGUCCAUGCUGGAGACCUUCGAUCCAGUGUGGCAACGAGAAUUCUCGGACUCCGUCCUGCAGUGGUGGUACGUGAGCGGCAUCCCAUUCAAGGCGGCGAGGAGGCCAGAGUAUCAUAGGAUGAGGAAGAAGUUGCUCGAGUGUCCGCCGUAUGCACAUCCGGCAUUACCCACGCACUGUGUCAUUUCGUGCGAAGGCAUCCCUCAGCAGCAGCGAGUUGUGGCGGACAUGGUGGCAGCCAUCCGCAGGGACAUUGAGGCGACGGGAGCGGCCAUCCUCACGGAUGGUCGCAAGUCCAUCACGAGCGACCAGAUAGUCAACUUCCUUGCUGCUGGUCCCACGGGCGCGUACCUUUUCAGGACUGUGCAGCGGGAUGGUGCUGUUCAGGAGAGUGCAGAGGCCGUAGUGGAGCGAUGGAAGGACGUGUUCGACAAGUUUGGUGUCGACAAGGUGAACACCAUUUGUACUGAUUCCGCGUCUGCGUAUGUUGCUGCGUCCAAGCUCCUCGCCCAGGAGGAAGUCAAGUACAGCCGCAUCACUUGGCUUCCGUGUGCGGUCCAUGUCUGCAACUUGUUGUUGUCAAACAUCGCGAAGGAUGGGCGCGACGGGAGCCUCGGGAAGAGGGAGGACAUCAUCAUGAGGGCUCGAGCUGUCGUGCGUUUCAUCAGAGAGCACGGGGCGGCUCUGAGCCUUUAUCGACGGUUCUCUGCCGCCCACCCCUCUUCCGCCUCCGCGGCGGCUGGUGGUUCGAGCUCUGCGCCACCCUCGUCUCAGCGGCGAGGCAGGGAGCUUGUGUACCCUGUGCAGACGAGGUUCGCCACCCACUACUUGAUGCUGGAGAGGCUGCUGGAUCGUCGCAGAGCGUUGGAGGCGUUGAUGAUGAGCGACGAUCGGCUGCGGACUGUAUGGAGGAGGUCCAUUUUUCUGCAGGCCAGAUGGGCGCGGUUCGCUCAUUUGUUGGAGCCCGCACAUUGCAUGGCCCACCUCCUCAAUCCGAGGCAGAGGAGCAUUACUUUUUUUGGAGCGGCGAGGCGUACCGACCACGAGCGGAUACUGGCAGACGAGUCGUUGCGAUACCUUCGCCAGCAGACUGGUGGUGACGAGGAUUUGUAUCAGACGUUGCGCACGCAGCUGGCAGAGUUUCAUUCUCGGGAGGGCGAUUGGACGUAUGGAGGGGCCGAGGGAGACAGGGAUGCGGCCGCCUGCAAAGGGGAGAAGGAGACGUCACAGGUGGGGCAGUGGUCGGUUCAGCACGGGGACAGGGUCCCUCUCCUUCAGAGCAUCACCAUUCGCUUGUCGCACACAUGGACGUGCGCCUCUCCGGCGGAGAGGAAUUGGAACGUCCAUGAGCGUGUUCAGGUGAAGAAGCGCAAUCAGCUUGGUUUCAUCAAGCUGACUCGUUUGGUGGAGAUAUCCACCAACUUGAGAUUGAGUCGUUGUCAGGGGAGGGGUUCUGGGUACGUUCUUCCAUGGGAGGACGCUGAGGAGGAGACAAAGGACGCUAUUCCUCCGCCUCGUGAUGAGGGUGUUCGGCCGGCUGACCGAGUCACCGAGGCACAGCGCGACCGGCAGGUCCAGCGCGGGUGGAAGGAUCGCCUUUCAAAGGCACCUCCCAGCGUCGCGACGUAUUUCGGUCGUCGCGCCACGGUGCUCAUGGCGCAUGAGUUGGAGUCGGUGUACGAUCCCGAGCCUUAUCCCAUGGCUCAGGACGCAAUGGAGGCUGAGCCGUGGUCCGAUCCGGAUGACCUGGUCGUGGAGUCAGAGCCAGGAGGUUCUGAUGACGAUGACGACGACACUCCUCUCUUCCAGAUUCCGCGUCCUCGCACACGUGCGUCCACGGCGGCCGCUGCACCGUGCCCCGCAACACGCCCUCCUUCGAGUGCUCCCGACGUCUCACAGCCAGGUCUGGCGGACCAUGUCGAGAGCAGUACACCACACCCUUCGACCGAUCGUCGUGGACAGGGAGGGACUUGCGAGCGUGUCGACGAGGGAGACGACGGCGAUGGCGACGAUAGGGAGGGAUAUGAGGGCAGCAGUGAGGAUGAGGAUUAUCCCUGUUAUUCCCCGACACGCGGACAUGGUGACGACGACGACGACGAGGGCGGCGACGGUGGACGGGCUGUGGUGGUUUGCGGAAGUCCGAGAGACAGCGUGGCGACCGAUGCAGUGGUGCAGGCAUGGAAGGCAGCGGGCCGGGUCGACAAUAUUUUUGAUGUUUCGUUAGGGCAUCCUCCGACACCGGCAGGGGAGCGUGUCAGUGUCGAUGUGGACGCAGCGGCCAUGCCCGUCAGUGAGAUACUUCGUGACAUACCUUCAUGCAGCACGGGCGACAUCAGUAGUAGCAUGUUGCAGGAGGCAGCAGAGGGGGCACCGGGUCGGUCGGGGCAGCACGAGCGUGCAGCUAGGGAUGAUGGGGAGUAUCGACCUGUGCAGGAGCGGGCGACAGAGUCAGAGCAGGACAGGAUCGACCGCGAGGAGAGGAGGAGGGCGCAGGGGUUGGCUAGCCGCUGCGAGAUGACGCGGAGUGUUGCAUCGAGGGGACGUGUAGCGCGGAUGCUCGAGACGGGCGUUGAGGCAGGUGAUGCAGAGGGCGAGUGCGGCGCUGCGGGCAUAGGGGAUGCGGGCGAGAGACCUGCGUCGCCAGUUCAGGGUGUUUGCGUUUUGCCUCUCGGUGGGGCCAUGUCGGCGGGGGAGUUGGAGCGCCAGGCACGGGAGGACCCGUUGCAGGCAGAUCGCCGGGGACGGAUGACCGAGGCGUCGAGGAGACUGAUGGGAGAGGCCCCGGCUUACGUGCCUUGCAGCCCGUCAGUGCCAUCGUCCACCACAGGUGUCAGCACACCCGCAUAUGUGGAGGGCACAGUUGCGGAAGAGGCAGUACGGGGCCCCUCGCCAACACCUGUCGGGGAGUCUCCUUCUCCUCAGUCACGGAAGAAGAAGAUGAGAGCAGGGAAAAAUCUUAACGCAGCAGGAUGGCAGGAGAGGGUCUCCGACCGAGCGACGGAUCAGCCCAUGAGCGCACCUGCUGAGGCGACGUUGCCACACACUACAGGGCGUACAACGGGCACCGACAACCACGCCAAGCACAAUGCGCCCCCCGGGAGGAGCAUGGCUGCACGUAUAUUGCAGGAGGAUGUGACGGCAUCGACAGCGCAGCGACCGUCACAGGCGCCAGUCGUUUGGGAGUCUGGCACAAACGAUUUGGAGAUGCCUUAUGGCCAGCGGAGGAGGGUUUCCGUGUAUGAUCUUCUUCGACCACAGGGAGGGGUUGAGGCUGCGCCACAGGGGGAGAUUCAUGCUCCGGAUACUACGCACGCGCCGACAGGCGGCACAGGUCGUGGGGAUGGUGUGACAGAUGUGGUGCCGCAGAGGAGGAGGAAGGACAUUGUGGACGACGAUGAUGCAUAGUUCCACCAUUAGUCUUCUUUCAUCCUCUGAUUCGUAGUAGUGUACAGUAUAUUUAGUGCUUGAGACGAGGCCUUGUGUUAGU
Molecule: messenger RNA, 4099 nt
Organism: Chara braunii
Lineage: Eukaryota; Viridiplantae; Streptophyta; Charophyceae; Charales; Characeae
Source: the annotation of a GenBank genome assembly